AUGAAAAUAGUCAAACAAAGUCGAGUUACCCGCAAGUUUAAGGGCCCUCGAGGACUAGACGCCCAGGCAAUGGACUGUGCAGACAAGUUAGAGCAAAGGCUGGAUCUGAUUGAAAACAGUGUUGGGGAACUGGAUGGUGUAGAAAACUUAGUCGAUAAACUUCGAGUGAUCUCAGGGGAGAUGAGGCGCUUGUGUGGGACUGGCGCGCGUUGCUCUGAAUUCCUUUGGCAACUUUUGAACACAUUUGCUAAAAACGAAGAGCGAGAUACCACCAAAGAGCAAGAAGUGGAGUUAUCUGCGUGCGUCGGAUCGCUCAACCAAACACUUUCUCUACUAUCCGAUCUGGAGAUCGUUUGUAGUAGCAGCGUGGACCGCCUAUUAUCAUGUGGUUUACUGCAAAAUUCGAUGAAACAAGAAUCUGUUUCAGCCGACAUCUCCAACAUUGGUAUACUGUACUCCCAGACUAUGAUGCUUAUCGUUAGAACUUUAGGCAUUGCUAGACGGUUCAUGAAUUUAAAUCUGGAAGCCAACGACUUUUGGACUGAUAUUCAAUCGCGCAUCUGUAUGGUUGAAGGUAAACUGCAUGCUAUACAAAGCUCAAACAAUAUUUAA
Messenger RNA from Lachancea thermotolerans CBS 6340, 612 nucleotides. It is a transcript of the gene LDB18, whose product is annotated as Ldb18p. NCBI's taxonomy places the organism in Eukaryota, Fungi, Ascomycota, Saccharomycetes, Saccharomycetales, Saccharomycetaceae. The coding region runs from base 1 to 612 and encodes 203 amino acids. The transcript has a single exon. The record is from RefSeq and is a predicted model, not a curated record.